AUGCCGUAUUCCUCCGGGCCUCGAGCGUUUCUAGAAACCAUGCCCAAAGGCGCCUACACCACCACGCGCACGUUUGGCAACGGUUCCCACCUUCUCUUGUGGGACUUUCACCUCGAUAGAGUCACUCGGUCGCUGCGUCUGCUCGCCAAGGCUCACCCGGAGCUGUUCCCGAACCUGUCACCGAACCUGCUGUCAAUCCGCUACCAGGCGCAGGAAGAAGAAGAGUACUCUCAAGAGGAGGACCAGAAAAGGGCGGAUCAAAUACGAAAUCUGGUUGCUGAUUUGCGCACGGAUAUUAGAGUGUCCGUGUUUGCAGCUGUGCAAGAAAUGGUGGAGUGUGAUUGGUGGAGGAGGAACGCGUUCGUUGGUGAUGCUGCUACGUCUGGUGCAUCAAAUACAGAUGAUGCAGCUUCAAUGAGUGAAGAAACAGCAGCAAGAUCCACAGCGCGAGCACGAGGCGUUGAGGUCUACGUGCAUGCCAGCACGGUUCACACCACGAACCCCUUGCCAUCCCACACCCUGCCGCCGCCUGUCUGUGCUGCUGUCAUGGGGCCUGGACGCCUCACUCCCCUUGCCAAAUUCUCCUCAUGGCCCCUCGUCCGCCGUUCCCUGGAGGCGGCAAGGCCAGCAGAGGCAAGGGACGUGAUCCUAUCGAAUGAUGGUGACGUUCUUCUGGAAGGCAUCACCUCCAACCUCUUUGUCAUGGCUCGGACCGAGCCUGCCAGUGAGAGAAACUCAAGCCAUGGCUCUCCUUGGCAUGGAUUCGAGCUGCAGACAGCAUCACUUGACAGUGGGAUCCUUCCAGGAAGCAUCCGACAAGCCAUCAUUGACACGUGCAACGAAAGGGGCAUUCCUCUACGAAUCAAGACCCCGCAGUGGAGCGAGCGUGCCUUGUGGGUGGCAGCCUUUGUUACAAACGCCCUGAGUAUCGUCCAGCCUGUCGACAACAUUCUCAUGCCUGCCACGUGGCCUUCUGAGAUCACUUAUGACAGCUGGCAGUCUGUGGACAAGUGGCUGACAUGGCAAGCUCCUGCACUCGAGAACGAACAGCAAAACCGACACCGGAAGCCCCAACAGCAGCAACAACAGCAGCAGCAGCAGCAGCAGCAGGGGAGGCGGGCGUUUUGCGGGGAGUGCCACAAGGCGACAAGUGUGUGCAUCUGCGAUCGAUUCGGCGAUCCCGUGGACAACCGCGUGGGCGUCACCAUCCUGCAGCAUCCCAAGGAGAAGUACCACCCGUUGGGCUCGGCGCGCAUUGCCCUGCUGGGGCUGCAGCGCGUGCGCGUGGUGGUGGUGCCGCUGGGGCGCGGGCGGCCGGGGUUGCAGCCCAAGGACCCCUUCUCCCGCCGCUCCCUCAUGGGGCGCUCGGGGAGGGGGCGGUGGCGCAAGGGCGCGGGGAAAACGCAGGGGAACGGGGUGAAGCAGGCUGAAGGCCCUGGAGAGGAGCAAAGUCGGGGGCAAGGACAGGGGCAAGGACAGGGCCAGGGGGAAGAGCAGGGGAAUGCGGAGGGGCUGCAGGAUGGGGAGGAGCUAAAGCAAGGGAAAGGAGUAGCGGGUGACGGGGAUAGUGGAAGGGACGGGGAAGGGCGAGGAGGGGAACACGCGUGGGGGAAAGGAGAAAUGGGUGGGGGAAGCAAUGAAAGGGAUGGGGACGCAAGCACAGGCGGGGAUGGAGCAUUCGUGUUUCCCACUGCGGUUGGUGAAAGGGGUGAGGUGAGAGGGGGUGAAUUGCCGCACUACCACUUGCCACCGCAUGCUGCUGCGCCAUCUAGAUAUGGGUUCAUCCGCAAGCAACCAAAGUUUGGUUGUCUGUCCACAAUUGAAGCUGUGGUGUUCGCUUUACAGAUUCUUGAGCCGGAUAAUCGUGUAAAGCUGGAUCAGCUGUUGGAAGUCUUUAACUCCAUGGUUGUAGAUCAGGUGGAGGGAAUGCGCCGAAAUGGGAAAUCUUCACUUAUUCCGGAUGAUUGGAUUGAGCCAGGAACAUUAGCAGCCAAGGUUUCCAUCAAGGUCGUCGCCAACAAUGAUGCGCCCCAGGGAGCAGCAAACUUGCAAGUCAACUGUUUCUUGCAGGGCCUGAACGCAUUUGACGUCAGAGCAUCAGGUCGAGAUCGCCCGCCUUUCAAAGCUCUCCUACCGAAAACCCCGAGAUUCCACCCCAACGUCCCUGACACGAGGCCUCUCGCAUCGGAGGUUCCCAUCUGUUCUCCACUUCUUGGUGCACAAACGGCCUUGCCGUUGACACCAGGUUCAGGCAUAAUCCAUUCAGACUUACAUCAUCGUCAAGGAAGAGCUUACCUUCCUCCUUUCAGCCCGGUCCCUUUUCCGACGGCAGCCAUCACAGGCACUCCGCAGCAACACAGGCCGGAGGCAGGUUUGGGGGAGGAUAGCUCAGCAAUAUGUUCACCCAAUGACGCAUCUCAUUUGCACAAAUCUCCUAAGCCGGAAAUACAUUGUGCUGAGUUAGACAACCAAGAAGAUUGCAUCAGGAAGGAGCACUCCUUGGGAGAAUUGGCGCAUAAGGUCGUUGGAGCCUGUCUGAUGAAAGAGGGAGGGAAGCUGAACCUUGAUGAACUGGAGAAUUUUCUUGGAAUACGCAGAAGAAAACUAUAUGACAUUUUCAACGUCCUGGAGUGUAUCAGCAUAGUAAAGAGGCAAGGCAAGCAUGAGUAUCUGUGGCUUGGAUCAGAUGGCAUUGGUGAAGCGCUUGCCAGAAUAAAGGGCAACGUCAUUGCUGUUGGAGAAGGAAGUAUGAGUGUGGGCGUGGCUUCACUGCAGAGCGAUAACUCCGUCUCAGAAAAGACAUCACCAAGAACGGCAAAACCACACUGUGAUGGUUCAGGCAAGGAAAGCGAAGUCAACCCAGAUGCACGAAGAGGGCUGAGCUUGAGGACUCUUGUAGAGAAAGUUAUUCAGCUCUUCCUUCAGGACACGAAUGCAACACUAUCCUGGGAGGAUGCAGCUGAGAUGUUGCUCGAGCCACGAGAUGAUCGAUCUCGCACCCGGAGGCUGUAUGAUGUGGUGAGCAUGCUGAGUUCACUUUAUUUGAUUGAAAAGGUGGAGCAGGCUCCUGCAACCACUCCAAAGUCUUAUUACCGCUGGAUUGGAGCCAACGGUCCUCAGCAAUGUUUCGAGGCAAUGAUCAAAGGAUUCACAAGCUCAUCGGCUAUUUCACAACAUGACGUAGCAUCUGCAACCCCAGAACCUGCUUUGAAGGCUGGAAUUACCCCUGCGAAGAGAGAUCGCGAGCUUCCAUCUAUCACAUGGCGAGUUGUGCAGACUCCCCUUCGCAUGCCUUCGGCUGAGGUCCAGGAGGCAUUUACUGCAAGAUCGGGCAUCUCCAUCUCAACUCCUGGAGCAGCACAACCACUAAGCCAUGCUUCACGUACAACACAACAGACGCAACAGCUCCAUCACCAAUCACCAAUGGCAUCCAGCCUUCAAUCUCAGCAACGGCAGCAGCAGGGAAAGCAUUCGUCGCAGCUGCAGACUCCUGCUAAGCUGCUGGGGGCCGGGAAGAACGUCUUGGAGCCAUCAAGCCAUAAGCGUUCUGCUCAGAAGAAGCAACAGGCCUUGCGGCAACGGCAGACCACGGAGCCCGACCGUGAACCAGCAAGCCCCGCUGAGCCUCUCGUGAGAAACAGUGGCGGAACUCUACGGCUCCGAAUUACGGAUGGAGUUGCUGUACCUGAUGAGGCUGGUCGAAGGUUGCUGACUGGUGAAGAUGGCGAAGCCUCAGCCCCUCCAAGCUCUCUCGCAGGCGUUGGGCGCAGCGAGUCCUCUGGGAAGCUUGUUUCACUGGCCUCCUUUUUGCAGAGCCCAGCUGGAGGACCAGGCCAGGCAUCUGCACAAGAAGCAAGAGAAGUUUUCCUGGAUUCGUCAUCACAACCAGAAGCAGUCCCAAGCCCUGGUGCAAGGCAGGCUGGAGGAAGUUCCCCAAGCAAGAGGCCAAGGUUAUCCUUUCAGCAGCAUGCGGAGUCUGGUCAGCCUGUACUCCCUACCUGUGCAACUCAGACUGCUGAUGCACAAACGUCGGGGCUUGAUUUGUUGCGGCCAGUUGCACGGAGGCCAACCGAGGCAGAUCUCGGCACACAGGGGGUUGUUCCUGUGGUUGGUGCAGAAGGUGGGCAUGUGCUACCAUUUCCUAUGCCUCUUGGCCUCGGCACUGCUCCGGAAGCAGGCUCAGCUAUGGCAGUCGCUGCAGCUGCCGCUGCUGCCGCUGCUGCAGCAGCAGCAAGUACAGGUGGAGGAGCAUUCCCACGUCCAGCCAUGCCCGGAAUGCCCCAAGCGUUCCCAGGACCACCUGCUGCAUCUUUGCCUCUUUUCCGGCCAGGGCUGCUUCAAGGCGCCCCACUGGCAGUACCUUCACCUGGAGCCCUUCACAGCUUGCUGUGA
Closterium sp. Yama58-4 is the source of this 4392-nucleotide messenger RNA. The record is from the annotation of a GenBank genome assembly. NCBI's taxonomy places the organism in Eukaryota, Viridiplantae, Streptophyta, Zygnematophyceae, Desmidiales, Closteriaceae.